AUGAGUUUUACCGACAAUCCUCCUCAAACCAAAAGAGCUUUAUCACUAGACGAUUUGGUAAAUCACGACGAGAGUGAAAAGGUCAAAUUACAAAAACUAAGUGAGACAGCUGAUGGAAACAGACCUCUUACUGAGAAUUCAGAACCAGAUUCAAAUCAAGUUUCAUCGGACCAAGCUGCUGCAAUUGUCCAUUACGAGGAUAAUAUUGGUGAUGAGUCGCGGCCACAUAAACAUAAAUCACGUAGAUCUUCGGCAGAUGAUGAAGAAACUGAUACAGAUGAUGACAUGGGUGCAAGUGGAGAAAUUAAUUUCGAUUCUGAAAUGGUUUUUGACUAUGAUAAACAACACAGAAAGAGGUCAUCCCAUGGAAUUACUCUCACAGAUGGUGCCGCUGACCCUAAGGUCAAGUCAGAAAAGCUUUCUAGUGAUAUAAUACCUCCUAAAAUCAAGAAUGAUGAAGAACAGGAAAUACCGAAACAAAGUAAUGAUGGGAACAGCACGAACAAGCAUAUAGCCCAAAUACCGCUACAAAAGCAGAAUCAACCUGCAGAUAUACUAGUCGGAAAUCCAAUUGAUAGUACAGUCAAAAAAGAAGAAGAAAAAAACGCAGCGGUCAAUAACAUUUUUGAAGAAAAAGCCACUUUACAAUCUAAAAAGAAUAAUAUCAGAAAAGAUUUGGAAGUUCUCAAUGAAAUAUCAGCAUCUUCCAAACCGAGUAAGUACAAGAAUGUUCCAAUUUGGGCCCAAAAAUGGAAACCAACUAUUAAGGCUCUUCAAAGUAUAGAUAUGAAAGAUCUUAAAAUUGACCCAUCUUUUCUGAACAUUAUUCCCGAUGAUGACUUGACCAAGUCAGUACAAGACUGGGUUUAUGCUACAAUAUAUUCCAUUGCUCCUGAACUAAGAUCAUUUAUUGAAUUGGAAAUGAAAUUUGGUGUUAUCAUUGAUGCAAAGGGACCAGACCGCGUUAACCCACCUGUUUCUUCGCAAUGUGUUUUCACUGAGCUUGAUGCACAUCUAACUCCUAAUAUAGACUCAUCUCUUUUCAAAGAAUUAAGCAAGUAUAUUCGUGGUAUCAGCGAGGUUACUGAAAAUACCGGUAAAUUCAGUAUAAUUGAAUCUCAAACAAGAGAUUCAGUUUAUAGAGUUGGGUUAUCCACACAAAGGCCAAGAUUCUUAAGAAUGAGUACCGAUAUUAAGACCGGGAGAGUGGGUCAAUUUAUAGAAAAAAGGCAUGUGGCCCAGCUACUACUAUAUUCACCAAAAGAUAGUUACGAUGUUAAAAUUUCUUUGAACCUGGAAUUACCUGUACCUGAGAAUGACCCGCCAGAAAAAUAUAAAUCUCAAAGCCCGAUUAGUGAAAGAACAAAAGAUCGUAUUAGUUACAUUCACAAUGAUUCCUGUACACGAAUUGAUAUCACGAAAGUAGAAAACCACAAUCAAGGUUCGAAAAGCAGACAAUCAGAGACAACUCACGAAGUCGAACUGGAAAUUAAUACGCCUGCGCUGUUGAACGCAUUUAAUAAUAUAACAAAUGACAGUAAAGAAUAUGCCUCUCUCAUCAGAACCUUUUUAAAUAACGGUACAAUCAUUAGAAGAAAAUUGUCGUCUUUAUCGUAUGAAAUCUUUGAGGGCUCUAAGAAAGUCAUGUAA
Messenger RNA from Saccharomyces mikatae IFO 1815, 1650 nucleotides. It is a transcript of the gene CET1, whose product is annotated as polynucleotide 5'-phosphatase. The coding region runs from base 1 to 1650 and encodes 549 amino acids. The transcript has a single exon. Gene Ontology annotation, molecular function: polynucleotide 5'-phosphatase activity. The record is from RefSeq and is a predicted model, not a curated record. Gene Ontology annotation, cellular component: mRNA capping enzyme complex. Gene Ontology annotation, biological process: 7-methylguanosine mRNA capping; polynucleotide 5' dephosphorylation. NCBI's taxonomy places the organism in Eukaryota, Fungi, Ascomycota, Saccharomycetes, Saccharomycetales, Saccharomycetaceae.